Molecule: messenger RNA, 6453 nt
Organism: Nerophis ophidion (straightnose pipefish)
Lineage: Eukaryota; Metazoa; Chordata; Actinopteri; Syngnathiformes; Syngnathidae
Gene: tacc1
Product: transforming, acidic coiled-coil containing protein 1
Exons: 13
Coding region: 196-3258 (1020 amino acids)
Biological process (GO): mitotic spindle organization; cerebral cortex development; cell population proliferation
Cellular component (GO): cytoplasm
Source: RefSeq, a predicted model, not a curated record
GAGAGAGGGAUCAGUUCUUGGUGAGGCAGCUGAUCGGUGUGCUGGACUCACGCUGCCGAGGAUGUCUGAGGACUUCCAUUAGUAGACCAGACCUGGUUUCCUCAUGAAGGACGGGAGAACAUUGGGGAGGAAUUCACAGAGGAACCAGAGGCCAGAAAAAAAAAAGGGGGUCUUCAGCCGCCUUUGAGAGGAGCCAUGUCCUGGUUGUCACCCGUGUCCUGGGCCAAAUGGACCUGGACCGCCGUGCGAGGAGGGGAGGAAGGGGAGGACGGAGAGGAAGGGAGCGAGAAGGUGCCUAGGGAAGAGGAGGAGGAGGAGGAGGAUGAUGAGGAGCGAUCGCAAGGCUGCAGCUCGGACUCAGAUGGUCACUUCGACACCCCCGAGGCAGCGACCCCCGUCCACGGCCCGUCCGCGGUCCCGGCGGAGCUGGAGAGAACCAACAAAAGAGAUGUGGAGCAAGACCAGGACCUGAUUGUCACAGCUCCAUUUGUGGAGGAUAACAGUUUGUUCUCCCGCAACAUGGGUCAAGAUGAGCCUGGGCAAGACCCACUGGACAAGACCACCAGUAGCCUAGAAGCACAGCAAAAUGGCAACCUGUCAGAGCCCAAAGACUCUCAGCCAACCUUUGAUUUAUUCUUGGACAAAGUGGCAAAAAGUACAGUUCCAAUGACAGAACCGCCUUGUGAAGAGGAACUGCUUCCAGAAGUGGCAAAAAGCACAGUUCCAUUGACAGAUCCACCUUAUAAAGACCCAGUGGUUCCAGAAGUGUCAAAAUACACAAAUCUCUUGACAGAACCACCCUGUGAAGAGGCACUGGUUCCAAAAGUGGCAAAAAGCACAGUUCCGUUGGCAGAUCCACCUUAUAAAGACCCAUCGGUUCCAGAAGUGUCAAAAUACACAAAUCUCUUGACAGAACCACCUUGUGAAGAGGCACUGGUUCCAGAAGAGGAAAAAAGCACAGUUCCAUUGGCAGAUCCACCUUACAAAGACCCAUCGGUUCCAGAAGUGUUAAAGUACACAAAUCUCUUGACGGAACCACCUUGUGAAGAGGCACUGGUUCCAAAAGUGGCAAAAAGCACAGUUCCAUUGGCAGGUUCACCUUAUGAAGACCCAUUGGUUCCAGAGGUCUCAGAAUGUACAGUUCCAUCGACAGAACCACCACGUGAAGAGGCAUUGGUUCCAGAAGUGGCACAAUGCACAGAACCACUUUGUAAAACAAUUGCUUUCUUGGAAAAAGACCCAAAUCCGGAUUUUGCUCCAGUUUUUUCCAUUGUUCCUGCAAUUGGUUCGAUCCAACUCAGUCAAGCAGAACUCAACCCUGCUGGGAGUUUCCCAGAAGAGAAACCUCUUGUUGCUUCAGAAACACGAGGCAAAAGUGUAGUAAACCAGGCAGUUGGGUCCAGCUCAAAAACUAAAACACGCAAAUCCAAACCGCCAUCCUUGGCACUAAAGGACACAUCCAGGGAGGAAGUACAACAAUCAAACGAGGAGGAACAAGAACUUGUUCCCAAAGCUUCUUAUAACUUUGACCCUGACCAGUUAGAUGACUGCUUUAAUCCUUUCACGAGUGGAGGAUCCAAAAUCCAGAACUCUCCACCACCAUGCAGUACAAUAGCCUUCCCAAGACUUGAGCCACUUGGUAGCGCUUUGUUGACCUGUGAGGACAGCGCGGCAGCAGCUUCAGCAGAGGAAUCAACUUUGGGGGCAAAACCCAUGAUGCUGGAGUUUGUUGUGGAUGAGGGCACAGUCAAAAAGCCACCGCCAAAGAAAUUAGGAAACAGAAAGACAACCAGCAAACUCAAAAAGGAAGUAAAACCCAAAAAGCCAGAGACUUCCUGUGAACCUGCACCAGAAGCCGUCGUAUCAGAACCAGUUCCAGACCCAGCAUCUUUUCCUGAGCCAGCUUCAGAAACCCUUUUGCCAGUUUCAGACUCCAUUGUGCCUCUAAACCUGGAAGACGUUCCCAUUCCUCGCAAGGGAACAUAUAACUUUGACCCCUCUCAGUGGGACGACCCCGACUUCAACCCCUUCGGGAGCAACAGCAAGGUGGGCAGUUCCCCAGUCCUCCCCAGAGGCUCCUACACCUUCGACCCGGACACGUUGGACAACUCUGCGGACCCUUUCAAACCCUCUAAAACCCUGGGUAAGGAGGAUCCGUCCAGUUCUUCCCCUCAGCCGGAGGAAAAACAGGAAGACGGAAGCAGAGGGAAAACAGACCAGCCGGCGGGGGUGAAGAAAGUUCGGCAAAGCACCAAGAAAAGCAAAGAAAGGACGGCCAAGAAGACCUGCAAAGUUGACCAGCAUGAUGAUGAUCGCCAGUCCCAGACGUGCCAGCAGGAAGAGGAGGUUCAGAGCCCGGAGAUCUCACAGCGAGUUCACCACGCCACUGACGAGGAGAAGCUGGCGUCCACGGGCAUCGUGGGUCAGACCGCAGACCACCACCAGCCCAGAGGGGAGCCGGACCAUGCCAACAAGAAGCCAAUCAUGCCCAUCGAAGAUGAUGAGGAGACCAAGAAGGUCCACUGCGAGGAGCAGAAGAACACGAGUGCUUCCAAAGAAGAUGUAUGUGAGACAUGCGAGGAUGUGACCAGUGCCAUCGACACAGAGGUUGUGUCUGCAGACAAAGUCCCCCAGAGCGAGAUGGACAAAGCUGCAGUGCUCGCUCUCAUCAGAGAUGAGAUCAUCGCUAAAGAGGUGGAGGUCGACGAGUGGAAGACAAAGUACGAGCAGAGCCGAGCUGAGGUUCUGGAGAUGAGGAGCAUCGUUGCAGAGUAUGAGAAGACAGUUGCACAGAUGAUUGAGGAUGAAGAGCAGCAGAAGACACUGUCCUGCAGUAAGUCAGUCCGGCAGCUCACCUUGGAGCGGGACCAGGCCCUGGCCGACCUCAACUCUGUGGAACGCUCCUUCGCCGACCUCUUCAGGAGGUAUGAAAGCAUGAAGGGGGUCCUGGAGGGCUUCAAGAAGAAUGAGGAGGCGCUGAAGAAGUGUGCCCAGGACUACUUGACACGCAUCAAGCAGGAGGAGCAGCGUUACCAGACCCUCAAAGUGCAUGCGGAGGAGAAACUGGAUAGGGCCAACGAGGAGAUAGCGCAGGUACGAUCCAAGGCCAACUCGGAGGGCGUGGCGCUGAAUGCCAGCCUGAGGAUGGAGCAGAUGAAGGUGGACUCGCUGGAAAGAGCCGUCGUUCAGAAAAAUCAGGAGAUUGAGGAACUCACGAAAAUCUGCGACGAGCUCAUCGCCAAACUUGGAACGGAAUAAAAUCACGUGGCAUCACUUUUCAAAGACGGGCAGAAAACAACUGGCUCAUGGUUGAGUGUGUGUGAGCAUCAAAUUCCAACACCUGCCUCCUUACAAAAUAUGGAUUCAGACCAGAACUCAACAGGACUCUUUGGCAUUUACAGGUCAUGUACAAAUAGACGAAAAAAAGACUUAUUUCAGUCAUUUUAGUAUAAAAGUGAAAUGCACACAGACUAAUGCAGGGGUGUCCAAAAUUUUUCCACUGAGGGCCGUACAUGGAAAAAUUAAAGCAUGCGGGGGCCAUUUUAAUAUUUUUCAUAUUCACAGAAUAUAUGUAUUUUUAAAAUGUAUUUUACCUUUAGGGGUCCCGGGGAACAUGAAGGAUCUCAGUUAAUAAAAUGUUGAAAAUAAGUCAAUUUUGUAUUAUUAUUUUGUAUAUAACGCUUACCGUAAAUAUCUAUAUCUGUCAGGACUUGGACUACUUCAAUGUUUAUUUAUAUAGCCCCAAAUCACAAAUGUCUCAAAGGACUGCACAAAUCAUUACGACUACGACAUCCUCGGAAGAACCCACAAAAACCCAUUGAUGACUUGGACUGUGGGAUUUUUUGUUUUUCCAACGCAAAGGAUAGUUGGCACGAGCGAGACGUGAAUGUGAGUACAUAUUUAUUUUUACACACUAUAACUAACAGAAAAAGGCAAACAAAGGGCGCUCACAAGGAAGUACAAACACUGGGCUACUGAAAACAAAACUAGCACAAUGGCAUGAUUAUAGAGAAAAACUAAACUAAACAACUGUGACAUAAUGAAACCAAAAACUUACUUGACACGAGUAGGAGGGAAACAGCAUGGCUAGGCAUGAAUGGAGUCGUGUAAUAAAGUCGCCAGGAUGACUUCCUGGCAACUUCGGGUUUAAAUAAUAGCUAAGAUAAUUACAAACAAAGGGCGCUCACAAGGAAGUACAAACACUUGGCUACUGAAAACAAAACUAGCACAAUGGCAUGAUUAUAGAGAAAAACAAAACCAAACAACUGUGACAUAACGAAACCAAAAACUUACUUGACACGAGUAGGAGGGAAACAGCAUGGCUAGGCAUUAAUGGAGUCGUGUAAUAAAGUCGCCAGGACGACUUCCUGGCAACUUCGGGUUUAAAUAAUAGCUAAGAUAAUUACAAACAAAGGGCGCUCGCAAGGAAGUACAAACACUUGGCUACUGAAAACAAAACUAGCACAAUGGCAUGAUUAUAGAGAAAAACAAAACCAAACAACUGUGACAUAACGAAACCAAAAACUUACUUGACACGAGCAGGAGGGAAACAGCAUGGCUAGGCAUGAAUGGAGUCGUGUAAUAAAGUCGCCAGGAUGACUUCCUGGCAACUUCGGGUUUAAAUAAUAGCUAAGAUAAUUACAAACAAAGGGCGCUCACAAGGAAGUACAAACACUUGGCUACUGAAAACAAAACUAGCACAAUGGCAUGAUUAUAGACAAAAACAAAACUAAACAACUGCGACAUAACGAAACCUAAAACUUACUUGACACGAGCAGGAGGGAAACAGCAUGGCUAGGCAUGAAUGGAGUUGUGUAAUAAAGUCGCCAGGAGGACUUCCUGGCAACUUCGGGUUUAAAUAAUAGCUAAGAUGAUUACAAACAGGUGUGAGACAUGAAGACAAGGUGGAAACUAAUGAGUUGGCAUGGCAACAAAGAAAGCAAGGAAGUGCAGGAACAGGAACUGAGUGCCCAAAAAAUAAAACAAAACAUGAGAAAAACAGAACAUGAUCCCAUGGGUGUGACAAUAUCAUCUUUGAAAAAAAAACAAAUUAUUUUUUUUAAUAGUAAAACUGGAAUUUGCAGUAUUUAUUAAUUAGAGCCCUAAAAGAUCAAUAAUGCAGGACACCAUUGAUUUGAAUUAUUUUAUAUUUUUGAGUAAUCACAGUGAAAAGAUAAAUAAAAUACCACUAAGUAUGUUUGGAAUCCAAAAGGUGCCCCACUCAGAAAGUGAUACAAUUUUAAUAGUUUUUUUUUUAAACUUUUAACACUUAAGUUACGAGAUCAACUUCAGAUAUAUCUGUCAAUUUUUACGUUUAAACUGUUAUUUUGUUUGUUUUCGGGUUUAAAUAAUAGCUAAGAUAAUUACAAACAGGUGUGAGACAUGAAGACAAGGUGGAAACUAAUGAGUUGGCAUGGCAACAAAGGAAACAAAGAAGUGCAGGAACGGGGACUGAGUGUCCAAAAAAUAAAACAAAACAUGACAAAAACAGAACAUGAUCCCAUAGCCGUGACAAUAUCAACUUAAAAAAAAAACACAUUUGUUUUUUUAAUAGUAAAACUGGAAUUUGCAGUAUUUAGUAAUUAGAGCCCUAAAAGGACACCAUUGAUUUUAAUUAUUUUAUAUUUUUGAGUAAUCCCAGUGAAAAGAUAAAUAAAAUACCACUAAGUAUGUUCGGAAUCCAAAAGGUGCCCCACUCAGAAAGUGAUACAAUUUUAAUAGUUUUUUUUAUUUUUUACUUUUAACACUUAAGUUACAAGAUCAACUUCAGAUAUAUCUGUCAAUUUUUACGUUUAAACUGUUAUUUUGUUUGUUUUAUGCUCUUUUGUCAAAGAAAACUUUAUUUUUAUAUUGAAACUUCACAAUACAUGCAAUAUUUACCACAUAAAACAUUUUAAAGUGAAAUAUUACUAAUUGGAGCUUUGAAAAUAAUUCAUUAUAACAUGGAUUUUUUUGUCAUUAUUUUUUAUUUUUUUGCCAUUGUUCAAAAAAAAAAAAAAAAAGACAAAAAAAUUCAUGUUAAAAGAACAUAAAAAAUAAAAAAGAACAUUAAAAAUAUUGGAAUGAGGUGAAAUCUAUCGAGAAAAAGUUGCAAUGUUGACACAAAGUUGCCAUGCGGGCUGUUUUUUUUUUCUUUUGUCUUUCAUUAUUUUUUAUUUUUUUUGCCAUUGUUCAAAAAAAAAUAAUGAAAGACAAAAGGAAAAAAAAACAGCCUGCAUGGCUGUUUUGUGUCAACAUUGCAACUUUUUCUCAUUAGAUUUCACCUCAUUCCAAUAUUUUUAAUAUUCUUUUUUAUGUUUGCAAUAGCAUUUCCAGAAUGGUAAACAAUUAGCUGCGGGCCGCACUUUGGACACCCCUGCUCUAUAUAAUGCUGUAAAAAAACUAAAACAAAUAAUAAAAUGGUUAUGUAUGACGUUAUUAUAAGUUAUAUUAAAUGAUGCAUAAUUGAGGUUA